UCAGGAGUCCGCUCCGGUCAAACUCUGCUGUCGCACAUCAUUUCUCAAGCAUGCUUGUGAACGGAGGAUGAGGAUCUUUUACAGAAUCUUUGAAUCUGCUCAAACUCAUCGCAAGAUUCCUGUCAUUGUGCAUCACAGCCAUUUCAGUUCUGCUUCUCCUUGUUCUGGUUUUACCGUGAAAUCAGUAAUGGAGCACAAACUGUACAGGCCCCCUCCAGAGGUCCGGGGCAUGACCUCUCUGGAUAAAGAUGCUUUCACACAGACUAUCACAGUUCCAGCUUUACGGGUUCCAACUGGGGUUAUAAAUAAAAUUAUGAAAAGCCUGAAAAAGGCUACUAUCCAGCGGCCCGGUGUGCCCAGAGUGGUUCAAGACAAAGAAGGAAAUUGUGACUUUCGAUUAAUCCUGCUGGACCCCAAUAGAAUGUCCUCAUCAAGCUCUUUUAGUGAUGCUGAAGCUGAGGCCCUCAGAUCCUUUAGUGUCUCUGACGAGCUGCACGACUUCGAGCUGAAGUUGACAUAUGACAACCUGAAAACGGAAGAAGUGUUGGAGGCGGUGCUCCCUGAGGGUCAGGACGUGACGUCGGGGUUCAGCCGAGUGGGACACAUCGCACACAUGAACCUGAGAGACCACCAGCUUCUCUACAAGAAUCUCAUAGGUCAGGUGAUUAUGGACAAAACCCCUGGUAUCACCUGUGUGGUCAAUAAAACAAACAUUAUUGACUCAACUUACCGUAACUUCAAGAUGGAGGUGCUGGCUGGAGAAGAAAACAUGGUGGCCAAAGUAAAAGAAAAUGGAGUGGCAUACGAGUUUGAUUUCUCUCGUGUUUAUUGGAACCCUCGCCUCAGCACGGAGCACGAGCGAGUGGUACAGCUCGUCAAACGCGGGGACACCAUGUUUGAUGUGUUCGCCGGCGUCGGGCCCUUCACCAUCCCAGCUGCCCGCCGGGGCGCCAACAUUUUUGCCAAUGACCUCAACCCGGAGUCCUACAGAUGGCUGCAGCACAACUGCAAACUCAACAAGGUGGAGAGCAGAGUCCAGACCUUCAAUCUGGAUGGCAGAGAGUUCAUCCGGGGACCUUUGAAGCAGGAGCUGCCUGCUCUUCUGAAGGGCGGGGCUGGCGUUCACGUGGUGAUGAACCUGCCUGCAUUAGCCCUGGAAUUCCUGGAUGCUUUCAGGGGCCUCCUGAAAAACGAACCCCCCUGUGACCUGAACCUCCCCACAGUGUACUGCUAUGGCUUCUCUAAGGAUGACAACCCCGACGCAGACAUGGUGAAGAGGGCUUCCAGCAGCCUCGGAUUCCCACUGGAGAGCAAGAGCACUGUGCACUUUGUGCGUAAUGUGGCACCCAACAAAGAUAUGAUGUGUAUAAGAUUCACUCUUCCCAAGGAGAUCCUCUUCUGCAAAAACGAUGAGCCUCAAGGGCAAUCGGAGGAACCAGCUCCCAAGAGACAAAAAUGUGAAGAAAUGAACAAUCCUGAGUGAUUAAAUUAAAAUGUCAUGUAUUUUUUUCCAAUUUUUAUGUAUUUCAUUACUUUUUU
This is a messenger RNA of Oryzias melastigma (Indian medaka), 1539 nucleotides long. It is a transcript of the gene trmt5, whose product is annotated as tRNA methyltransferase 5. Lineage: Eukaryota; Metazoa; Chordata; Actinopteri; Beloniformes; Adrianichthyidae. The coding region runs from base 68 to 1483 and encodes 471 amino acids. The record is from RefSeq and is a predicted model, not a curated record. Gene Ontology annotation, cellular component: mitochondrial matrix; cytoplasm. The transcript has 5 exons. Gene Ontology annotation, biological process: mitochondrial tRNA methylation; tRNA N1-guanine methylation.